AUGGAUCUGGUGAAGGGCUGCCUUUCUUGCUUGCAAAGCCCUGCUGUGCUUCAGCACAUGAGCUUUGUGUUCCACCCCAAAGAGAAAGUUGAUGAUUUGAACAACGCCAUGAAAGAUCUCAUGGCCAAGAAGAGGGAUAUUCAGAGAGAGCUUGAUAAUCCUCAAAACAGGGGGAAACUAUGUAGCAAUCAACUUGAACGCUGGCUUCUCAAGGCUGGUAAAACGGAAGAAAAGGUAAAUCAAUUAUUGGAGGAAUAUAGCAAAGGUAAUUGUGAUACAGGCUCUUGGUUUCAAAAUUGUUAUUCAAGGUAUAACAUUGGCAGUGAAGCUUUCAAAUUAAAAGAGGAGAUAACUCAGUUGACAGAAGAUCAGCCAGAAAUCAAAUUUACCGACAUACCACAGCCUGAACCAGUCUCUGAAUCAAAUAAAAUAGUGGGGGAAAAAAUCGUCUCCAACCUUAAUGUUGCUUGCAGUUACCUGGCAGAGAAAACAAACGAUAUAAUUGGCAUAUGGGGCAUGGGGGGUGUGGGCAAGACCACACUCUUGAAAAAAAUCAAUCAAUCAUUGUCAGAUGAUGAUGCAAACAUGGGAUUUGAUCAUGUGCUAUUUAUCCAAGCUUCACAAAAUGCUCAGUUGAAAGAACUUCGGGAAGAGAUUGCUAAAAAGUUGCAUUUGCCCUCUUCUGCUGGUCAACAAGACAUCUUCAAUGCCCUGAAAACUAAGAAAAUUGUAUUGCUCUUGGAUAAUAUAUGGGAGCCAGUAGACCUUGUUGGUCUUGGAAUUAUCAAUCCUUAUGUGUGCAAUAAUGGUUCUAGCAAAGCAUACAAAUAUAAAGUGAUGUUCACUACUCGAUCAGAAGAUGUGUGUGCCCGGAUGGAGGCAAGCAAAAGAAUUAAAGUGGAAUGCAUGGAACCAGAUGAAGCAUGGGCUCUUUUCAAGCACAAUGUUAAUCAAGAAGUUAUUGAGUCAGAUGAAAAGUUGAAAGAAAAAGCUUGGCAAGUGAUGAACAAGUGUGGUGGUUUGCCACUUGCUCUGCAAGUGGUCGGUAAGGCCAUGUCUAACAGAAAUACUGUCCAAGAGUGGGAUGAUAUUUUGAGCUCGCUAAAAAUUUCAGGUAUUGAAGGUGGGCAGAAAUCAGUACUUCCGAUUUUGAAAUUAAGUUAUGAUAAUCUACCUAGAGAUAUUCAGGAGUGUUUCUUGUGUGCGUCCAUUUUGCGAUUGUCAUUAUCUACAGAUGGUUUGUUGAGAUUAUGGAUGGGUUUAGACCUGAUCGGUGAUUUUGACAAUUUACAACAAGCUUAUGGCAAAGCAAGACAUAUCUUUAAGAAGCUAGAGGAAUCAUGUUUAUUGUGUUCUUCUGAUGGUGAUUCUGUGAGCUUACAUGAUGUAAUUUAUGAGAUGGCAGUGUGGAUAGCAUCAGACUGUGGGAUGAACAUGAAUAAAUGGAUAGUUAAAAUUGAUGGGGGGAUGAACAUGUAUAAAUGGAUAUUUAAAAAUGAUGGGCCCAUCGUUGAAAUAUCAUCAAUCAAUGCAGAGAACUGGAGUUUCGCAAACCGAGUGUUUAUAAGUGGGGAGGUGGAGCAUUUGCCAAUUUUGUCUCAUCUGUGUUCUGAUUUGUUGUGUUUAAUAAUACGAUUUAAUUUUUGUUUCAAAAAUAUUCCUGAAGGAUUUUUCAAACAGAUGCCAAAUUUGACAUAUUUGAAUCUUCAAGACACUGGUAUCAAAGAGCUUCCAAAGGACAUCAAAUGUUUAGUUAAUUUACAGUACCUAAACAUUUCAGGCACAGAGAUCUCAUCACUUCCAAAUGAGUUGGUAUAUUUGAAGAAAUUGCAAUAUCUGAUAUGCACAUAUUUGGAAGGGCUUGGCAACGUAAAGGAAAAUCUCAUAUCAAGAUUACAGAAGUUGAAGGUCAUUGAUGUAUUUCCAUCAGGGUGGGUAGACUUGGAACAGUUACAGAAAUUGAAGAAACAUGUCAAAGCCAUAGGAAUGCGAGUAGUAUCACAAGAGGUUUUCCAACAACUCUCAUGUUUGCCAAUUACUAAGCUUUGUCUAUACAAUUUGGAUAUCAUCUCUCUUUCAUUUGACACUUUAAGUUGCAAAAAUCAUGGAUUCUUGCAGAAACUAAAAAUUGAAUCAUGCCCACAGCUUGAGCAGAUUGUGAUGAAUGGAAGGAAGACUCAUCUCAAUAAGCUUGAAAUAUUUAAUGUUGAAAAACUGCAGAACAUUAUUUGGACAGAUCUAUCUCCUCCAGAAUUUUUUCAUGUGUUGAAGUCAUUAUAUGUCUCAGGAUGUAAUUUGGAUAAUUUAGCUUGGCUCCUGCAUCUCCCAUGUCUAUCUUCUUUACAUAUACAAGAUUGUGCGGAGAUCGAAACGUUGUUUUACAUCAAGGAGGAGAGAGAAAUCCAACAACAAGAAGUCUCUGAACAUCACCAAACAUUCCCUGCUCUGGAAUAUUUAUAUUUAAAAAACCUACCAAAAUUUGUGAGCGUAAGCAAUUUUGAAUUGGAUUUCCCUCUACUUUUAUACCUUGAUGUACAUGAUUGUUUGGAGAUAGAAACAUUGUUUUACAUCGAGGAGGAGAGAGAAAUCCAACAACAAGAAGUCUCAGAACACAGCCCAACAUUCCCUGUAUUGAAAUCUGCAUUUAUAACAAAGCUACCAAAAUUAGUGAGCAUUAGCAAUUUUGCGUGGGAAUUCCCUCAACUUGAAAAUCUAGCAGUGCGUCAAUGUUUUAAUCUAAAGAAGUUACCAUUCAAGAGUGGCAUUAACGACAACAAUCAAAGAAUGAUAUUGAUUGAUUGUAAGAGAGAAUGGUGGGAAAGCUUAGAGUGGGAUGAUGCCACCAUCCCAUCUGACCUUUGGCCAAAUUUCUACCCGGAUGAGUACUCUGAUGAAUGCACGACUAGUGGAAGUGAAUGA
Messenger RNA from Dioscorea cayenensis subsp. rotundata (Guinea yam), 2919 nucleotides. RefSeq names its product probable disease resistance protein At1g61300. The coding region runs from base 1 to 2919 and encodes 972 amino acids. The record is from RefSeq and is a predicted model, not a curated record. The transcript has 3 exons. Gene Ontology annotation, molecular function: ADP binding; ATP hydrolysis activity; protein binding. NCBI's taxonomy places the organism in Eukaryota, Viridiplantae, Streptophyta, Magnoliopsida, Dioscoreales, Dioscoreaceae.